CACGGUCAAUGAGCGUUAAGUCAUUCCUCUAUAGAUGGACGCUCACAGCGAGCAAAAGCGGAAUGUACUAUUUGCUUUGCACACUCGGAACUAUCUAGCAAGUUGACAUUUUGUCGGUUUUAAUCAUAACGUUUCUUAGGUUUUUACAUAAUAGCCCCGAGUGUUGGCUACGACACUGGUCUAGUACUAGUGACUAUUCAACCAUUUGACAGUUAAUUUUGACACUUCAACAAUUAAACGCAAAGGCGGUACUUAUUGUGGGCAGUACUUGUGCUUUCAGCUUUCAGUAUAUGUCAGGUAUAUGUUUUGUGACUGCGAAGGCGCGGAUGCAAGUACCAAGCACUGAAGGGCUAAUAACUGAAGAAGUAAUAUCUGUACAUUUUAUUUGUACUGCAUCCUUUCAGAAUAAUAUACUCGUAGAUCUGGUUUUGGAAAACUGCAUUUUUGUGUUUACAGUUAUGGGCGCAAAAGAGGAUUGUGUACAGUAUUAUUUAGAUGAAGUAGAAGCGGAGGUCGAAGACACAUUACAAAAAAUUGAUGCAAAGUACAGCGUGGCUACUCCACAGACUAAUGAUGAUUUUGAUCAGUCAUUAGCAGUGCUUUCUCAGGAACUUGACUCACUUGGUUUACCACCAUUGGAUCUGUCCCAACCAUUUGAAAAUCAAUUCAGGCUACUUGUGGAUGGAGCUCAUUCCUUAGUAAAUAUAUGUCGAACAACUGUGGUGCAGACUAAAAAUGCUAGUACAGAAAGUAGAGUCAUAGCUGCUAAGCGAGCAGAAAUACAGAGUAUAAACAAUGACCUGAAAGCUAAAAUACAGAAAAAUGAGGAAAGAAAAAAUGUCUUUGAGAAUCAAAUAUGUAGAUUGAAAACUGAGCUACAAAAAGCAAAGCAAAGGGAAGAGGAACUGAAACGAGAACUCCAAACUACAAAAAGAUACUACCAGACAAAGGAAAAAGGAUAUCUGCAUGAUAUCAGGAGAUUGAUAAAGGAAAAUCAAAAACUUCAGGAAAAGUGUCGACUGGAUAUCAAUAUCCACUCAAAUGAUGAUGUUAUUAAAAACGUUCUAGGAAGAUAUAAAGAAAAUGAACAAGUCUUAAAAGAUACAAUCAGCAAGAUGAUAGAUGAAAACAGAAAACUUCUGGAAGAAAAUUUACACUUGAGAGAACAGACGUGAGGUUUUCUCAAUUUUUGUAUGCCUACACUAGUUUAUAAACUGACUAACUCAUUUAGACUGACUAAACUGUGAUGUAUUAUGCAAUGUUCAAUGCAAGUUUAAAUUUUUAUUACAUAUUUUUGUACAAUUUGCGUCUCUUUUCAAUCAAAACAUUUUUUUCUGUGCAAAGUUAUAAUCAUCCACAACCAAAUAACAAUAAAUUGCUUAGAAACCAGUUGUAAUAGAUAGGAUAUGAAUUUUCAACGCCUGGAAUCUACUCUUAAAAAUAAAGAUAUUCCAUACUCACUAUUUGUGUUGACCAAUUUUGAGCCACCUUGAGUAAACAUCAUGACUCGAAAAUGACGUCAUUAAUCGGUUACCUUUGGUCGGAAACGUCAUUGAAUAAAAAAUGACGUCUUUAUUCA
Molecule: messenger RNA, 1579 nt
Organism: Acanthoscelides obtectus
Lineage: Eukaryota; Metazoa; Arthropoda; Insecta; Coleoptera; Chrysomelidae
Source: the annotation of a GenBank genome assembly